Messenger RNA from Pseudoliparis swirei, 2220 nucleotides. RefSeq names its product aldolase C, fructose-bisphosphate, b (gene aldocb). NCBI's taxonomy places the organism in Eukaryota, Metazoa, Chordata, Actinopteri, Perciformes, Liparidae. Gene Ontology annotation, molecular function: fructose-bisphosphate aldolase activity. The transcript has 9 exons. The coding region runs from base 110 to 1201 and encodes 363 amino acids. The record is from RefSeq and is a predicted model, not a curated record. Gene Ontology annotation, biological process: glycolytic process; fructose 1,6-bisphosphate metabolic process. Gene Ontology annotation, cellular component: cytosol.
AAAGGGUCACGUUGCGCUGCAGCAGUGAAACAGGAGACCGCUCCGCAUCCUCAGCACCCAGCUAGCUCACCCGCUCUCUCUCUCCGCCCAGACACCAGCAGCAGCCACCAUGACUCACCAAUAUCCCGCACUGACUCCUGAGCAGAAAAAGGAGCUGCAGGACAUCGCCGAGAGGAUAGUCGCUCCAGGAAAAGGCAUCCUGGCAGCCGAUGAAUCCACCGGCAGCAUGGGGAAACGUUUGAACCCCAUCGGGGUGGAGAACACGGAGGAGAACCGGCGUCGCUACCGCCAGCUGCUCUUCACGGCCGACAAGCGCAUCGACGACUGCAUCGGGGGCGUCAUCUUCUUCCACGAGACCCUCUACCAGAACACAGACGACGGCACCAACUUCUCCCAGCUCAUCCGGGACCGGGACAUGGUGGUUGGCAUCAAGGUGGACAAAGGUGUCGUUCCCCUCGCCGGAACCAACGGAGAGACCACCACUCAGGGUCUGGACGGGCUCUCUGAGCGCUGUGCGCAGUACAAGAAGGACGGGGCCGACUUCGCCAAGUGGCGCUCCGUGCUGAAGAUCACCGACACCACGCCGUCCGAGCUCGCCAUCCUAGAGAACGCCAACGUUCUGGCACGAUAUGCCAGCAUCUGCCAGCAGAAUGGUAUUGUUCCCAUUGUGGAGCCUGAGAUCCUUCCUGACGGAGACCAUGACCUGAAGCGCUGCCAGUAUGUCAGCGAGAAGGUCCUGGCUGCCGUGUACAAGGCUCUGUCCGACCACCACGUGUACCUGGAAGGAACUCUGCUGAAGCCCAACAUGGUCACCGCCGGACACGGCUGCUCCACCAAGUACAGCGGAGAGGAAAUCGCCAUGGCAACCGUCACCGCCCUGCGCCGCACCGUGCCCCCUGCAGUCACAGGAGUGACAUUCUUGUCAGGAGGCCAGUCUGAAGAGGAGGCCAGCGUGAACCUUAACGCCAUCAACAACUGUCCCCUCGCCAAGCCCUGGGCCCUGACCUUCUCCUUCGGCCGCGCCCUGCAGGCCUCCGCCCUGAACGCGUGGAGAGGAGAGCUGAGCAACGAGAACGCCGCCGCCGAGGAGUUCAUCAAACGCGCAGAGGCGAACAGUCUGGCUGCGCUCGGCAAGUACGAGUCUUCUGGAAGCGACGCCGCCGCGGGGCAAUCCCUCUACGUGGAGAAUCACGCCUAUUAAACAUCUGCCGCGUUGAACCGUGGUGUCGUUACAUCGUCUUAUAUCUGCUCUGCUACCCCCCCUCACUCCUCCAUCGGCCACAGGUCUGCGCUGUCUGCUGUACUUUAGAGUCGUCAUAGAGUUAAUACAAAUUACAUAAUUAGAAGAGUAUUUUUAAAAAACAUGUGAAACUACCAUACUAAAGGCAACAGGUUCUUUAAAAAAUAUAUAUAUAUGUAUAUGUAUAACCAAAACGAACUCAACUACUUUGAAACAAUUUAUGACUGACGCGGAAAACUAUCAUGUCAGAGUAGAAAGGAGGCUGUGAAAUUUGAACAGUAGAGCACGAUAAUCAGGAUUCAAUUCACGCCUCUUAACUCUUAACCGCUCCCGUCUUGCUUUUCUCCCCCAACUGAGGAAUCUUGAACCCACUCCCAAGGAGGGAGGUGUGUGUGUGUGUGUCGGUGUUUCGCUUCUGUCAAAACGCAGUAUCGGCCUCAAAGCGCUCUACUAACAUCCUGUAGGACAGUGGGACCAACAGAUUAUUCGAGGCAUCGUCAUAACCAUGAAGGGACAACGAGACGGACAGCGGGAAGACUUUGACUUCUCAGAGGGAGUUGGUCGUACUUUCAGAAAAGCCGUAGCUCCAGCAGAGGUCUGCAAACCCUCACCGGGAUUCAUCUUAAUCUUUUCUGUUCACACUCUCAUCACCACUAAUCACAAAACAUCCUGUGUGUCUAUUCUCAGUAUAACGUUACCGUUAAAUCACAUACAGCAACGAUGUUCUCAGUUGUGUGAAGCUGUCGAUAUUAUGUGAUGCUUUGUGUCUGUCACCCCCCCACUCCCCCUGAUUCCCUCCAGCCCGCCCCUACGGGAGAUGAGAUGGUUUCUAUUGAUAUAAUGUGGACCACUUCGUGGGGUUAGCAGCGGGGGAAAUCAAUCACCUGCUGUGCUGGAUUACUGUGAUGUGUGUGAUGUCAAUAUUGUUCUUGGAUCACUUUGUGUGUCAAAUAGUGGAGAAAAAUAAACUAAAAAAACUA